AUGGUACAUAGACCAGAUACUCUCACUGCUCUUCUCAGCUUGCUAACAGAGCUACAGUCAAGCACUGGUAAAGUCACUGACUGGGUCAAGCCCGGCGACACAUCUGGCGAGUUCAAGCGUCAAGUCAGCUCAUUCCGAGACUGGAUUUCUCGCGAUCCCAAUGCCAAGUACCCUGCUGAGGCUGGCCGAUAUCACCUCUAUGUGAGCUACGCAUGCCCGUGGGCGUGCCGUACACUCAUCGCCCGCAAACUUAAGGGCCUUGAGGACAUCAUCUCCUACUCAGUUGUGCAUUGGCAUCUUGGUGAGGGAGGCUGGCGAUUUGUUUCCAAAGAUGAGGAUGUUCCCGGCGACAAUGUGAUCCCUGAUCCUAUCAAGGGUCAUGAGGGAUUCACUCACUUGAAGGAUGUGUACUUUGAGAGUGAGAAGAACUAUGAUGGUCGAUACACCGUGCCAGUUCUGUUUGACAAGAAGACAAACCGAAUUGUGAGCAACGAAAGCAGUGAAAUUCUGCGAAUGCUUGGUACUGAGGCAAGUUAUUUAUAUGACGACAUGCUGGAUGAGAAGUAUAAGGCCAUCCAGCUGUACCCUGAAGAUCUCCAGAAGCAAAUCGAGGAGGUCCAUGAGUGGCAAUACGGCGGCAUUAAUAACGGUGUUUACAAGUCCGGCUUCGCAACCACCAGUGAAGCCUACGAGCGUAACGUCGUAGCCCUCUUUGAAGCCCUGGACCGCGCUGAGAAGCACCUGUCUGAGCAACAAGGCCCCUACUGGUUCGGCGACAAGAUUAGCGAAGUCGACAUUCGACUGUUCGUCACAAUUAUCCGCUUCGAUCCCGUCUACGUGCAGCACUUCAAGUGCAACAUCCGCGACAUUCGCUCAGGAUACCCAGCUCUGCACAAGUGGAUGCGGAACCUAUACUGGAAUGAUCCCGCGUUCAAGGAUACUACGCAGUUUGAGCAUAUCAAGUGGCACUACACCAGGAGCCACACUCAGAUCAACCCUUUCUCUAUCACGCCUGUUGGACCUCUGCCGCAUAUUCUGCCGCUUGAGGAGGAGGUAACUGCCGCGCAGAAGAAAUAG
Molecule: messenger RNA, 1077 nt
Organism: Fusarium fujikuroi IMI 58289
Lineage: Eukaryota; Fungi; Ascomycota; Sordariomycetes; Hypocreales; Nectriaceae
Product: related to ECM4 protein (involved in cell wall biogenesis and architecture)
Exons: 2
Coding region: 1-1077 (358 amino acids)
Cellular component (GO): cytoplasm
Molecular function (GO): glutathione transferase activity
Source: RefSeq, a predicted model, not a curated record